This is a messenger RNA of Nicotiana attenuata, 2479 nucleotides long. RefSeq names its product ARM REPEAT PROTEIN INTERACTING WITH ABF2-like. NCBI's taxonomy places the organism in Eukaryota, Viridiplantae, Streptophyta, Magnoliopsida, Solanales, Solanaceae. The transcript has 19 exons. The record is from RefSeq and is a predicted model, not a curated record. Gene Ontology annotation, molecular function: protein binding. Bases 173 to 2299 code for a protein of 708 amino acids.
GUAAAACGCGGGCAUUGCACGAAAAAGGUCCCAGGGUACGAAAAAUAAAAACCCAAAACAAAGCACUCACAUAAACAUUUCAUUUUUAUCCCUAAAUUGCCCCCCCACACACUACACACACUGAUUAUUCUGUGUCACACCUUUUCUCCUUUUCCUCCUCAUCUACUCUCCCAUGGAGAACCAGAAGCACAGCGAACGCUCGUCGAGCUCUGGGAGAAGGAGCUUGAAGAGAAAGCUACACGAAGGUCUCGAAGAAGAUCAAACGGUUUCAUCUUCUUUAUCUUCAGAAGAAGCUCAUCAAGAUCUGGCGCAUGAAGUCCGUACACAGGUUGAGGUUCUAGAAUCUUCCUUUUCAUCAUCCGAGUCAGAUCGAGCCUCCGCAAAACGCGCUAUACACGUUCUCUCUGAAUUAGCCAAAAACGAGGAAAUUGUGAACGUAAUUGUGGAUUGUGGUGCUGUUCCGGCUUUGGUGCAGCAUCUAGAGGCGCCGCCGCAUGUGAGUGAAGGUGAAGGUAGUCACAUGCCAUACGAACAUGAGGUUGAGAAAGGAAGUGCUUUUACGCUUGGGCUUCUUGCUAUAAAACCAGAGCACCAACAACUCAUUGUUGAUGCUGGAGCUUUGCCUCAUCUUGUUAAUCUGCUGAAGAGGCACAGAGAUGCUCAGAAUUCUCGAGCAGUCCAUGGUGUUAUUCGUCGGGCAGCUGAUGCAGUCACGAAUCUUGCUCAUGAAAACAGCAGCAUCAAAACUCGUGUUAGGAUUGAAGGUGGCAUCCCUCCACUUGUUGAAUUGCUUGAGUUUGUUGAUUCAAAGGUGCAGAGAGCAGCUGCAGGAGCCUUACGAACUUUGGCAUUUAAGAAUGAUGAGAACAAAAAUCAGAUUGUGGAUUGCAAUGCACUCCCUACUCUUAUACUAAUGCUUCGGUCUGAAGAUACUGCUAUACACUAUGAAGCGGUUGGAGUCAUCGGAAAUCUGGUGCACUCAUCACCAAAUAUCAAGAAAGAAGUUCUUCUUGCAGGAGCUUUACAACCUGUAAUUGGGUUACUUAGUUCCUCCUGUUCAGAGAGCCAAAGGGAAGCUGCUUUACUGCUAGGACAAUUUGCAGCAACUGAUACAGACUGUAAGAUUCAUAUUGUGCAAAGAGGAGCAGUUCCACCACUAAUUGAGAUGUUGCAAUCUCCAGAUGCUCAACUUAGGGAAAUGUCAGCCUUUGCUCUAGGGAGGUUGGCGCAGGACACACACAAUCAGGCUGGUAUUGCUCACUGUGGUGGAAUUAUCCCAUUGUUGAAGCUCCUUGACUCAAAAAAUGGAUCAUUGCAACACAAUGCUGCAUUCGCUCUAUAUGGGCUUGCUGAUAAUGAGGAUAAUGUUGCUGAUCUUAUAAAGGUUGGAGGUGUUCAAAAGCUUCAGGAUGGAGAAUUUAUUGUCCAACCGACUAGAGAUUGUGUAGCAAAGACAUUGAAGAGAUUAGAAGAGAAGAUCCAUGGACGAAUAUUAGGCCAUCUGAUAUAUUUGAUGCGCAUUGGGGAAAAGGUUAUUCAGAGACGAGUUGCUUUGGCCCUGGCCCAUCUUUGUUCACCAGAUGACCAAAAAACAAUUUUCAUUAAUAACGAUGGAUUAGAGUUGCUUUUGGAGCUCCUUGAAUCAACAAAUCUGAAGCACCAAAAAGAUGGCUCUGUAGCUUUGUGCAAAUUGGCUAACAAAGCUAGCUCACUUUCGCAAGUCGAUGCUGCUCCUCCAUCCCCGAUACCUCAGGUUUAUCUGGGAGAGCAGUAUGUAAAUAAUUCUACGUUGUCUGAUGUGACAUUUUUAGUUGAGGGCAAACGAUUUUAUGCCCAUAGGAUUUGUUUACUAGCUUCUUCUGAUGCAUUUCGAGCUAUGUUUGAUGGUGGCUACCGGGAGAGAGAUGCCAAAGACAUAGAGAUCCCAAAUAUCCGAUGGGAUGUUUUUGAGUUGAUGAUGAGGUACAUAUACACAGGAUCUGUAGAUGUUAAUUUGGAUGUCGCACAGGAUCUUCUAAGAGCUGCAGAUCAGUAUCUAUUAGAGGGCCUUAAACGUCUUUGCGAGUAUGCCAUUGCGCAGGAUAUAUCUGUGGAAAGUGUCUCUCUCAUGUUCGAGUUGUCGGAGGCCUUUAAUGCUUUGACAUUACGUAAUGCUUGCAUUCUAUUCAUUUUGGAAAAGUUUGACCAAUUAAGUGUCAUGCCAUGGUAUUCACAUUUGAUUCAACGUGUAUUACCCGAGACUCGUAGUUACUUUGUAAGGGCGCUUACCAGGCCAAUUCAAGCUGAUAUGCGGGUGUAGGUGCUUCAGAUUAAGUUUUGUUCUUUUAUUAAUUGUAACCACGGGAAAGAGUAUGUACAGGAAUGGGUUACUGUUGUAAUAGUGUCUCAAAAUGAGAGCUAAUGUAAUUCAUCAUUGAAUGCACCAAUUCCAGAUCAUUGGAUGGUUAACUAGCUUAUAAAGUUCAGUUUCAACGCUUGA